AUGCUCCCCGGCGCGGGCAUCCUGGCCUUGCUGCUCCGCUGCCUGCUGCUCCUCGUGGCCUCCGGCAGCCGAGCCCGGGCUCGGCCGGAUACGUUCUGUGAUUUCAACGGCAAGAAGUACAGCCCGGGGGAGAGCUGGCACCCCUACCUGGAGCCGCAGGGACUGAUGUACUGCAUCCGCUGCACCUGCUCCGAGAAUGCCAACAUGAGGUGCUACCGGAUCCAGUGCCCGGCUCUGCAGUGCGCCAGCCCCGUCACGGACCCCCAGCAGUGCUGCCCGCGCUGCCUCGAGCCAAACUCACCUUCUGGCCUCCGGGCGCCUGUGAAGUCCUGCCAGUACAACGGGACGACGUACCAGCAAGGCGAGAUGUUCACCACGAGCGAGCUCUUCCCCAGCCGCCAGCCGAACCAGUGUGUGCAGUGCAGCUGCUCCGAAGGACAGAUUUACUGCGGCUUGAUGACCUGCCCUGAGCUGUUGUGCUCCUCUCCUCUAACUGUGCCGGAUUCCUGCUGCCCGGUCUGCAAAGAUGGCUCAUACGAGAAGUCCACAGAAGAGGAACCCCUGCAAUUAAACAGAGGUGUUAGGCACUCGCAAGACCAGUGCUCGGGGGAAGUAAUGGGCAGGAAGCCGCUUGGAGCCACUGCGUCCACCCUCCUCAGUUCCUCCCUGGAGUUCAUUCCCAGGAGCUUCAAGCCCAAGGGAGGUGGUGGCACCACUGUCAAGAUCGUCUUGAAAGAGAAGCACAAGAAAGCUUGUGUUUACAAUGGGAAGACCUACUCCCAUGGGGAAGUGUGGCACCCUGUGUUCCGGCUCUAUGGCCUCCUGCCCUGCAUCCUGUGCACUUGCAGGGAUGGUGUCCAGGAUUGCCAGAAGAUCACGUGCCCCAAGGAAUAUCCGUGUGACUCUCCAGAGAAAGUAGAYGGGAAAUGCUGUAAAAUAUGUCCAGAAGCCAGAGUGAAACCCACCGAUGAAAUAAUCACCACCCGGUGUGGCAAGAACCCCMACCGUGUCCUGGUGUACAUGUUUGUGCCGUCGAGCUCGGAGACCUCCAAGGAGAUCCUCAGGACGAUUGCGAUCGAGAAGGAACCGUCAGAAGAAGUGGAAAUCUACAACUGGAAGCUGAUUAAAGGGAUAUUUCAUCUGACACAGACCAAGAAAAUCAGCAAACAGGAAUUCAAGCAAGAAGCGCAGAACUUCAGGCUGAUCACCAGGACAGACGAAGGUCACUGGAAUAUCUUCCGAGCCCAAACGUCAGACCUGAAGGUGACAGAAAGUCCAGAGAAGGAAACAAAGAACUUGUAA
Nothoprocta perdicaria is the source of this 1302-nucleotide messenger RNA. It is a transcript of the gene CHRDL2, whose product is annotated as chordin like 2. The record is from RefSeq and is a predicted model, not a curated record. Lineage: Eukaryota; Metazoa; Chordata; Aves; Tinamiformes; Tinamidae. Gene Ontology annotation, molecular function: protein binding. Bases 1 to 1302 code for a protein of 433 amino acids. The transcript has 11 exons.